GCAUUGUCGUGAAAGCUCCAGUGGCUGGUUGAUGACCGAAACGGCCGCGCGAUGGCAGCGUAUCGUCCAUAUGCAUGAUAACUGCUCGGCGUCGUUCGGCUUCACUGACGGAUGCCUGAUGUCACCCAGAGCAAGACUCGGUCUGCAGAACUCUCCGUUAAUUAUCACCGGCCUCGUGCGCAAAUCUUGCAAAUCCUAUCGUUGCGCCAAGUGGGUGUCUACGGCUACCCAAACGUCGGGCUUUGCCACUGCCGCACGCUAUCUGAACGGUGUCAGACGUGGUCUCAGCCUCUUUGGCCACCCCGACCGCGCAGGAGCCGGUUACAGGCGUGCUCCAUAUCAUCCGAGCCCUCCGCUGCGUGCGCACUCGGGAGAGAUAUAUGGUAUGUUCUGACAGUAGCAUCUCGGGGACUAUCAUCGAUUUCCGGCUCGCGAGCACAUUACAAUUUCGAUGGACCUAACGGCCCCCCGACUAGAUGGCGUCACCAUAUCACAAACGGACGUCGAAUGGGCCUGACUUGGCGAAGGCGCCGCUACUCACGGACCUCUCCGCAGCUCUCUCCGCCCGAUUAUCUUCGAACAUUCGUACAAGCGCUCGGUCCUUUGACAAGCACCUGUUCAGUCACCGCGCUCGCGUGUCGUCACUCGGGGGGCCGCGGUUGAUGUUCUUCGACGCCAAGCCGCCGCAGGCUCGACGAGGACCUCCCAGCGCCGCUGUUUCCCCACUUCCUUCCGCUUGCCACUUCGCUGGGGACUGUUACCCAUCGUGGCAUGGACGUAUGGAUAUCGAAGACGGACAUACAUCUGAGACGGCCCGGUGUAGAGAAGAAGGUUUCGCGUGGGGUGAUGCCGAGACGGUGAGCAU
Molecule: messenger RNA, 865 nt
Organism: Schizophyllum commune H4-8
Lineage: Eukaryota; Fungi; Basidiomycota; Agaricomycetes; Agaricales; Schizophyllaceae
Exons: 3
Coding region: 112-663 (183 amino acids)
Source: RefSeq, a predicted model, not a curated record